AUGGGGCCAAAACAGGGGGCAGUGUGGCGGGCGUGUGCGAGCGAAGCCCGCGCGGGCACAGGGGAUGGCCGCGGGGCAAGGGCGGUCCCCGGCGGGGCGCAGGACGGCGGCGAGCCAGGUGGCUGCGGGCAUGGCCAGGUGCUGGGCGCGGCACCGCGGGGCAGAGGCCGAGCCCCGGGGGAGUCGGCCGCGGAGCGGCGGAGGCGAAGCAGAGGCGGCCGCGGCGGCUCGGUGAUGGAGGCGGGGCGGUUGGGGGCGACGGCGGCGGAGAACGCCGGCAGGCGAGCAGCGGUAGGCGGCGGGGGAGGCGCGGUGGCGCGGGGGGGGGGCACAAAAUGGCGCGGGCGCGCGCUCUAG
Messenger RNA from Aegilops tauschii subsp. strangulata, 357 nucleotides. NCBI's taxonomy places the organism in Eukaryota, Viridiplantae, Streptophyta, Magnoliopsida, Poales, Poaceae. The record is from RefSeq and is a predicted model, not a curated record.